Messenger RNA from Symbiodinium necroappetens, 807 nucleotides. NCBI's taxonomy places the organism in Eukaryota, Dinophyceae, Suessiales, Symbiodiniaceae. The record is from the annotation of a GenBank genome assembly.
AUGACGUCUGUGGGGUAUGGCGACUUCGGGCCAAGGAAUAUUCUGGAGAGAGUUGUCUGCACCGUCAUUGUCAUGGUCUCUGGCUUGCUGUGGGCCUACGUCCUGGGACAGGUUUGCGCUAUCGUGGCAGACAUAAAUGCCGAGAGCCAGGGUUUCAAGCAGAAGAUGCACCAUCUGAACCAAAUGAUGCACACCCAAUCCAUCCCGCAAGAGCUGCAGCGCCGCGUUCGGAGCUUCUUCCUGCACAACAGGAAUCAGGCGCUCUUCGUCACGCAGCAGCAGCUCCUGGAAAACAUGAGUCCACAGUUGCAGGCAGAAGUCUGCACCGCUCUGACAUUACCCUGGCUGGAGAAGGUGACCUUCUUCGGGCAGUUCAUGCGCUUGAUCCAAACCUUGGAGACCCGUGGAGUCCACACAAUGCGCUACCGCGCCUGCAUCGCGGAUAUCUCUCGACAGCUCUUGCCCGUGGCUUUCGCGCAGCAGGAGAGUUUCGAUAACGUGCAGGAGCUUUUCAUCCUUUCGAAGGGCUUGGUCGCCCUGAACAGCAGGGUGGAAGGCGGCGGAGCAGUCUGGGGCGAAGAUUUCGUCCUCUCGGAUACGUCUUUGAUAAGACCCGUGGCAGGCUAUGCUCUGACGUACAUCGAGGUGUUGAUGCUCACACGUGAGCGUUUUAUGGACGUCAUCGAGCGACGGAAGCUCACAUGCCCUCAGCUCUCGAUGAUCGUGCGUCGCUACUGCGUGCGUGUGGCCGUGCCUUGGGCUGCUGGUGCACAGGGCUUGGAGGUGUUUGCCGGGCUUGUGAAGUGA